Messenger RNA from Populus trichocarpa (black cottonwood), 2940 nucleotides. RefSeq lists its product as uncharacterized. Bases 247 to 2571 code for a protein of 774 amino acids. NCBI's taxonomy places the organism in Eukaryota, Viridiplantae, Streptophyta, Magnoliopsida, Malpighiales, Salicaceae. The record is from RefSeq and is a predicted model, not a curated record. The transcript is spliced from 4 exons.
CUUCUUCCUCCUGCUCCGACUCUCUCUCUAACAUCAUCUGGCUGAGAUCAAAUAGCCGAAGAGACUAGAGGUGCACUGGUUCAGUGCACGAGCUUUAAGAUUACAACUUAUAAGUGCUGAAAAUUUCUUCAGUUCCUUGUUGUAUUUCGUCAAAUUCUUCUCUCCCUAUAUCCCGCUUGUCUCAAUCUUCUCCGGAACACAGAAAACGGAGAGACCCCAUCUGCGACCAUCUCAUUACUGCUCCAGAUGUAUAACGGAAUCGGGUUACAGACCCCGAGGGGGUCGGGUACAAACGGUUAUAUCCAAACAAACAAGUUUUUCGUGAGGCCGAGAACCGGCAAGGUAGCACAUGAUACUAAGGGUUUCGAGGGAGAUCAGGGGACUGGUGGGAUUACCAAGAAACCCAAUAAGGAAAUUCUUGAGCAUGAUCGCAAGCGGCAAAUUCAGCUCAAGCUUGUUGUGCUUGAAGACAAGCUGAUUGAACAAGGAUAUACUGAUGCUGAGAUUGAAGAGAAGCUUCAGGAAGCUAGGAAGACUUUGGAAGCUGCAUCCGAAGAGAGUGGGGGACUUACUGCCUCUGACACAAAGGUUUCAGAUACGCAGUCCCAUCAAAUUGCUGCUAGGAAGGAAAAACAAAUGGAAACAUUAAGGGCUGCUCUUGGUAUACGAAUGUCUGAACCAGAUGAACAAGGCAUUGAUGGGACUGAUGAUGAACUAAGAAAUAGUCGGAAGAAUGACCCAGGUGAAGGAAGCAAGUGGAGUGAGAAACAUGAACAUGCCUUUUUGGAUAGAGAGUUCACCCGCAAGAAACAUGUGGCUGAAGAUCUUGAAGUUGAGAAGGAUGAAAAUAAAAAGGGUGUUAAAGCCUUGAAAAAUAAGAAGAAAGAAGAUGAGUUUGACGAGUCAAGGCACCACCGGAAGGAAGAAAGCAGGAAGAGAAGGCAUCGGGAUGAUUCUUCUGAUACAGAUAGCAGUGGGAAGCAUGCUAAAGGAAGUCGCAAGAAGCAUAGUAAAGGUAGACGAGGAAGGGAUCAUGAAACUGAAAGUGAUUCUGACCAUGGCAAGAAGAAGAGAACAUCGACGAAGCACAAGAAAAGCAGAAGACAUGACAGUGGAAGUGAUGAUUCUGCUACUGAUGACGAGACCGAUUCCGACCAUGGCAAGAAGAAGAGCAGAAUUUCUGAGAAACUCAAGAAAAGCAGAAGAUCUGGUGAUAGUGAUGAUUCUGCUACUGAUGAUGCGGAUGAUGUUGGCCUGGUUAAUCUGCAUCAGGAAGUUGAGAAACACAAGAAAUCUCGUGCAAGGCAUGACUCUGAUGAUAAUUCUGGUUUUAAUGAUCGUUGGAAUGGUGACGGCAGUAGACAUGGGAAUGGUCGCAGAAUCAGUGAAGGUGAUAGUGAAUCCGAUCUCAACAAAGUAGGAAAGCAUAGAAGGGAAUUGACAAGUAGGAGUCACAAAAGGAAUGAUAGUGAUUCUGAUGGUAGUGGUGAUGAGAAAUUAGAGAAAAUUAGAAGUAGGAGGAGGCAUGAUAGUGAUGAAGAAGAUCCUGAUACAGUUUAUGGUAGGAAAGGGAAGAAAAUUGUUGAGGAGAUGCGAGGUUCUCUGAAAGAUGAUAGUGAUGAUAGCAAGAGCACUGAUUCUGACAGCAGUGCUAGUGAUGAUGGGCAUGGGAAAGCCAUGAAGAAAAAUCUCCUAGACAAAAGUGGACGUGGAGAUCACAGGCAGAUAAUUGACAAGAAGCUAGAUUCUCUGGAUGAUGUCAGUGAGGAUAGCAGGAGAAGCAGUGAUUCUGGCAGCAGUGGUAGUGAUUACAGACAUGGAAAACCUGUGAAAAAGACUCCUGCUGAUAAAAACAGAAGUGGAGGGGGGGAUGGUGGUUAUAACAAAGGUGGUCGAAGUGGUCGUGAAUCCUUUCUAGAAGAGAAGGGUUCUAGACCUGCUGAUCUUGGCCGUGGUGAUAGACCCAGAGAACUGUACCAAUCUUGUAGAGAAGCUGUGGACAAAACCAACCUUGAUAUUCAAGCAACGGGGAGGAACAAAAGGAAACUUGAUGAUUCAACUAAGGAUGAGGAGCAUGAAUCAAAGUCAAGAAAUCGAACAGUUGGAAAAGAGGAAGGGCAUGACAUUGAUCGUAGAGCAUAUCAAAGUAAGGAUGAUCAGAGGGGUGAUUCUUCUAAAUUGGUUAGAUCCAGAGGGCGUGAUGAUGAUGUUGGAGAUACACGUAAAGAAGAUGAACCACGACGUGGAAGUAGGAAUGAUCAAGAAUACAAAGAGCGUGGAGGGGAGAAAAGACAUGCCAGGGAUGAGGAGGAUCAUAGAGGGAGAAGAUACCAGAGAUAUGAAGAAGAGGACGAUGACUACAGAAGGCAUGGAAAGAAUGAGGUAGAUCAGCGAUAUGGAAGUAGAAGGCACGGAAGAGGGGAGAAAGAAGAGCAAGGAAGUAGAGGUCAUGAGAGGGACAAGCAGAUAGAUCACUCCAAGAGGUCUAGAUAUGACGAUUCUCGUUUUAGUGAGAGGAAACGGUAUGAAAAUGACAAGCGUGAUGAUGAUCGAGUCAGAUAUAGAGAUUAAAAACUGGUCAUCUUUUGGCAGCGCAUAACUGGUUAAGCCAUGGAGAAUCUUAGCCGGAUAAAAUCGUUACUGGAGCCAGGGUGCUAGAAAGUGGAAAGAAGUCUGCUCCUUGAGAUUGCUCAAUACUUGAAGAGUAGUAGUAUUUUGUUGAUUCAAUGAAGAAUAUCCUCCCUAAGUGUUUGUUACGACUUGUUAUUUCCGGUGGUAAGGAUUGGGUUAUUUGACUGCUAGUGAUUGUAUGCUUGUAGCUUUGAUAUUGGGAUGCAUGCUUGCCUAUAUACAGGCAAUGCCUCUAUCAUGUGUGAAUGCUGUGCCCUCAGAUUGACCAAUAAGAUUUUGUUAUAUCAUCAAAUUAUUAUUAUUAUUAUU